GUAAAUCAUAUGCCGAUAAAAUUUCACGCCUAGUGUUAGUUAAGCAGAGUGAUCAUUUCCGAUGAUGCGACAUUUUAUUCAACAUCAGUCGUCUGCUGUUUUGCACACAAAAGUGACUCUCAUUAAUACUCGAACGAUAAAUAUUUAAACUAUUGUGGUUUUGUAGAAGAGAAAAUAUCGCGGUGUAAUAAAUCCGGUGUCAUUCUGAAGUUUCAGGGCUGUUGCUUUCAAAGCGUGUUGUCCCAAAGUGUUCUUUCACGUGACGUGAUGAACGGAUCGAUAAAGAAAAUCGGACACGUGCGAAAUGGACGUGCAACGCUUUAUGUUCGGAGGAUUGAAAGCGGAUCCGAUAAUUAUAUCGACGCUCUCGACGUUCCUGACUGUGGUGCUAUACGUUAAAUACUGGAUUGAUAGUUACGCCGUGACAAAUAUUCCUACGAAAUCGUUACUGCCGUCUUACGAUUUCAUAAUAGUGGGCAGUGGUUCUGCAGGGGCUGUGAUAGCGAAUCGUUUGUCCGAGAUAAACGACUGGAACAUUCUCCUUUUGGAAGCAGGUGGCGAUGGAGGAGACAUUUACGAUAUUCCUGUCCUCGCUGCCAAUCUGCAGCUCACCAGCAUCGAUUGGCAGUACAAGACGGAAAGCAAUGACAAUUACUGUCGAGGGAUGCAAGAUGGCCGCUGCAACUGGCCACGCGGCAAAGUUCUCGGCGGCAGCAGCGUGCUGAACUACAUGCUCUACGUCCGCGGUAACAAGAAAGACUACGACACUUGGGAGAAAUUGGGCAACCCAGGCUGGUCCUACGAGGAUGUUCUGCCUUACUUCAAAAAAUCCGAGGACAAUCGAAAUCGUUCCUACACCGAGACGAGGUACCAUUCGACCGGUGGAUAUCUAACCGUCCAAGAACCGCCGUACCAAACACCUCUGGCCAAUGCGUUCGUGAAAGGUGGCCAAGAGAUGGGUUACGAGGCCAGAAACAUCAACGGAGAACAACAGGCUGGUUUCAUGAUCGCUCAGGGAACUACCAGAGACGGCAGUCGAUGUUCGACGGCCAAGGCCUUUCUGCGACCAGCCAAGUCGCGCAAGAAUCUACACGUCGCUUUGGAAGCGCACGUUACAAAAAUCUUGAUAGAUCCGUCGUCGAAGACAGCCUAUGGGGUGGAGUUUGUCAGAGAGGGAGAAACGUUGCGCGUUCACGCGAAUAAGGAGGUGAUCGUUUCUGCGGGCGCUGUGAACAGCCCUCAGUUGCUGAUGCUGUCCGGAAUCGGGCCUGCGGAACACUUGUCGCAACACGGGAUACCGGUGAUCGAGGAUCUGAAAGUGGGCCACAAUCUUCAAGAUCAUAUAGGCUCGCUAACCCCUACGUUCAUAGUGAACGAAACAGUUUCGUACACCGAGAGCCAGCUGUACAACGCCUACGACAUCCUAAACUACGCGAUCUUUGGAAAGGGCCCUCUGACCGUGUUAGGCGGCGUCGAGACUUUCGGCUUCGUCAAUACCAAGUACGUGAACGCCUCUGACGAUUAUCCGGACCUAGGGUUCCUCUUCCUCGCGGGCUCGCUCAAUUCUGACAACGGUAGAAAUCUAUGGAGGAUUAUAGGGCUAAAGAGGGAAGCUUACGAGGCGAUGUUCAACGAGCUGGACGAGAAAGGGAACAACGCGUGGACUGUUCUUCCCAUGCUCCUAAGACCGAGAAGCAAAGGUGUUAUCAAGCUCCGAAGCGACGAUCCCUUCGAUUAUCCGUUGAUAUAUCCGAAUUACUUGGAGCAUCCGCUCGACGUAGCGACACUCGUCGAAGGGAUCAAAUUUUUGGUCGAACUGAGCGAAACUGCCUCGCUGAAGCGUUACGGAAGUGAAAUCAAUCCGAAACCGUUUCCUGGUUGUGAGAAUAUUCCAGUAAUGACUGAUGAAUACUGGGAGUGCGUUGUCAGACAUUACACGCUGACUGUCUAUCAUCCGUCUGGUACUUGCAAGAUGGGCCCUUCCACUGAUCCAGAGGCCGUGGUGGAUGCUAUGCUUCGAGUUUACGGAGUAAAGGGACUUCGAGUUGUCGAUGCGUCUAUAAUGCCAAAUAUAGUCAGUGGCAACACGAACGCGCCGGUUAUUAUGAUCGCGGAGAAGGGCUCCGACAUUAUUAAGGAAGAGUGGUUGAGUGUAUGCUCUGAACAAUCAGUGGAUCAUUGCGCAGCAUAGGUUGAAAUGGGAUUUAAUGAAUAUAUGUAAUACGUUUCAGUGGGAAAACGACUUACAACAAACUGAAUCACUCAAUGUCAAUAAAGUUGUAUUUUUCUAGUGA
This is a messenger RNA of Frieseomelitta varia, 2294 nucleotides long. RefSeq names its product glucose dehydrogenase [FAD, quinone]-like. Gene Ontology annotation, molecular function: oxidoreductase activity, acting on CH-OH group of donors; flavin adenine dinucleotide binding. The record is from RefSeq and is a predicted model, not a curated record. The coding region runs from base 305 to 2191 and encodes 628 amino acids. The transcript is spliced from 4 exons. NCBI's taxonomy places the organism in Eukaryota, Metazoa, Arthropoda, Insecta, Hymenoptera, Apidae.